Danio aesculapii is the source of this 9891-nucleotide messenger RNA. It is a transcript of the gene fasn, whose product is annotated as fatty acid synthase. NCBI's taxonomy places the organism in Eukaryota, Metazoa, Chordata, Actinopteri, Cypriniformes, Danionidae. The transcript has 42 exons. Gene Ontology annotation, molecular function: fatty acid synthase activity; phosphopantetheine binding; 3-oxoacyl-[acyl-carrier-protein] synthase activity. Gene Ontology annotation, cellular component: cytoplasm. Gene Ontology annotation, biological process: fatty acid biosynthetic process. The coding region runs from base 245 to 7780 and encodes 2511 amino acids. The record is from RefSeq and is a predicted model, not a curated record.
GCCCAUGUGGCGUGGCCAGCGAGGAUGUCAGACAUUUAAAUGAAACACACAGGGACUCAGGAGGGCGAGAGUAAUUUUUAGGGCUUGGCCAAAGUGGGAAUCACGAAACUCUCCGUUCUGUAACGUUACCGGGAGCCGACCGAGAUUUAGAGGAAUACAGAAGUCGACUCUGCCUUGAAGCAUCUGCGUAAAAUAUUGCGUUAAACUAUACCCGCGUUCAGAAUCAAGAAAUACUCAUUUAGACAUGGAAGAUAUCGUUAUAGCUGGAAUUUCAGGUCGCCUUCCUGAGUCGAACAAUUUGGAAGAGUUUUGGCAGAAUCUUUUCAAUGGAGUGGACAUGGUCACAGAAGACGACAGGCGGUGGAAACCAGGUCUGUAUGGCCUUCCCAGAAGAAAUGGAAAACUAAAAGAAAUCGACAGAUUUGACGCAGCAUUCUUUGGCGUGCAUCCCAAACAGGCCCACACCAUGGAUCCACAGCUCAGGCUUAUGCUAGAGAUAUCGUACGAGGCCAUCGUCGAUGGAGGCAUAAACCCAGUGUCCAUGCGUGGCAGCAAAACUGGCGUCUACAUUGGAGUGAGCGGUUCAGAGGCAGGAGAGGCCUUCAGUAAAGACCCAGAGGAGCUGCUGGGAUACAGCAUGACAGGAUGCCAGCGAGCCAUGUUUGCCAACCGCUUGUCUUACUUCUUUGAUUUCAAUGGUCCCAGCACAGCCAUUGACACAGCGUGUUCCUCUAGUCUGCUGGCUCUGGAAAACGCCUUCAAUGCUAUUCGCCAUGGCCAAUGUGAUGCUGCACUCGUUGGAGGAGUGAACCUGCUGCUCAAGCCCAACACCUCAGUGCAGUUCAUGAAACUGGGCAUGCUCAGUCCUGAAGGAACCUGCAAGUCAUUUGAUGCCUCAGGAAAUGGCUAUUGUCGCUCAGAGGCUGCUGUUGCAGUACUCUUGACCAGGAAGUCAAUGGCUAAGAGAAUCUACGCCACUGUUCUCAAUGCUGGCAACAACACAGACGGCUACAAAGAGCAAGGUGUGACGUUCCCUUCAGGUGAGAUGCAACAGAGACUGGUCCGUUCUCUUUACCAGGAGGCUAACAUCUCACCUGAGCAGGUGGAGUACAUUGAGGCCCACGGCACCGGUACUAAGGUUGGAGAUCCUCAGGAAGUGAACGGCAUUGUGAGUGUGUUCUGUCAGUCACCGAGGGAUCCUCUUCUGAUUGGCUCAACCAAAUCCAACAUGGGACACCCGGAGCCUGCCUCUGGAUUGGCAGCUCUUGCUAAGGUGGUUUUAUCUCUUGAACAUGGCGUCUGGGCUCCCAAUGUUCACUUCAAUGAACCAAACCCUGAUAUUCCUGCACUGACAGACGGCCGUUUAUGUGUGGUGUCUAAGCCUACACCAGUCCGCGGUGGCAUCGUGGGAAUCAACUCAUUUGGGUUUGGAGGCUCAAAUGUCCAUGUGAUCCUGAGUCCACAUGUUUCCGAGUCAUCAGAUAAAGCACCAGCACCUUCAGUCCCCAGACUCCUGCAGGCCUCGGGACGCACUGAGGAGGCCGUCACUUCCCUGUUCAGCAAUGCCCAGCAGCAUCCGGAGAACUCCAGCUACCUGUCUCUACUCAAUGACGUGUCUGGGGUCCCGACGGCAGGAAUGCCAUACAGGGGCUACACACUGAUCGGGGCGCAGGGAGAGCUAACUGAGGUUCAGCAAACACAGCCCACACCAAGACCACUCUGGUACAUUUGCUCAGGUAUGGGCACGCAGUGGCCAGGAAUGGGCCGAAGCCUGAUGCAGCUGUCUGAGUUCCAAGAGUCCAUCAAGCGCUCCGACAUCGCUCUGAAGGACACUGGGCUGUGUGUGAGCCGCCUGCUCAUGGACGCUGAUGAGAGCACUUUUGAAGACACGGUCCACGCAUUUGUGGGUCUGGCAGCUAUUCAGGUUGCCCAGAUUGACAUGCUACGGAAGAUGGGUCUGGAGCCUGACGGAAUUGUGGGUCACUCUGUAGGAGAGUUGGCUUGUGGUUACGCUGACGGUUCUUUGAGUCACAGUGAGGCCAUUCUGGCUGCUUACUGGAGAGGACGCUGUAUUAAAGAAGCCAAUCUGCCACCCGGAGGCAUGGCUGCUGUGGGCCUGACAUGGGAAGAGUGCAAAGCUCAGUGCCCCCAGGGUGUUGUACCAGCCUGUCAUAAUGCUGAGGACACAGUGACCAUCUCAGGCCCUCAGGACUCUGUCAGCAAGUUUGUUGCCCAGCUGAAAGAGAGUGGCGUGUUUGCCAAAGAAGUGCGCAGUGCCGGUGUGGCUUUCCACUCAUAUUACAUGGCCUCCAUCGCUCCAGCUCUCCUGUCUGCACUACAGAAGGUAAUAAAGAGCCCAAAGCCUCGCACAGCUCGCUGGAUCAGCACAUCCAUCCGGCAGUCAGACUGGGAGAGCCCACUGGCCCUCUAUUCUUCAGCUGAGUACCACGUCAAUAACCUGGUCAGCCCUGUGCUCUUCCAGGAGGGACUGAACCAUGUGCCGGAUAAUGCUGUGGUUGUAGAAAUCGCUCCGCAUGCUUUGCUGCAGGCCAUCCUGAAGCGGAGCCUGAAACCCACCUGCUCCAUCCUCCCACUGAUGAAAAGAGGACAUGCCAACAAUCUGGAGUUCUUCCUCUCUCAUGUGGGCAAGGUCUACAUGAAUGGAAUUAACGUGGACAGUAAUAAGUUGUAUCCAGCUGUGAAAUACCCUGUUCCCAGAGGAACCCCCCUCAUCUCCCCUUACAUUCAGUGGGAUCAUUCCCAGAGCUGGGAUGUCCCAAAGGUGGAAGAUUUCCCUGCUGGCUCAGGGGGAUCCACUUCUGCCACUGUGUACAAUAUUGACAUGAACCCAGAGUCUCCUGAUUACUACAUGAUUGGUCAUUGCAUUGAUGGCCGGGUGCUUUACCCAGCCACAGGAUACCUGGUUCUAGCCUGGAGGACUUUGAUGAGAUCCCUGGGCACGGUCAUGGACCACACGCCUGUUACUUUUGAAGACGUCACCAUUCAUAGAGCCACCAUCCUGCCCAAGACCGGGUCCGUCCAGCUGGAAGUGCGACUCAUGCCCGCCACUAACCGCUUUGAGGUUUCAGAAAAUGGAAAUCUGGCAGUCAGUGGUAAGGUGAGUGUCUUGGAGGACUCUGGACUUGAUGCUUUCCAUGCUGAACUGAAUAAACCAAUGGCUGCAGACAAUGAAGAUCCCAAACUGCGUUUAAAAUCUGGAGACAUCUACAAAGAGCUACGUCUGCGGGGAUACGACUAUGGCAAAACCUUCCAGGGAAUCCUCGAAUCUAACAAUGCUGGUGAAUGUGGGAAACUUCACUGGACGGGUAACUGGGUGACCUUUCUAGACACCAUGCUGCAGAUGAUUGUAGUUGGGCUGCCUGGCCGCAGCUUGAGACUGCCCACACGGAUUCGCUCUGUGUGUGUGGACCCCAAACUUCAUGAGGAGAGGGUGAACGAGUACGAAGGAGACCAAAAAGCUGUCAAUGUAUUUGUUAACCGCUGUCUGGACAACAUAACCGCUGGAGGAGUUCAGAUCUGUGGGCUUCACGCUACCGCAGCACCUCGUCGGCAGCAGCAGCAGACGCCGCCUACUUUGGAGGAGUUUGUCUUUGUUCCCUAUGAAGACGCCGACUGCCUGAGAACCAAUGAGAAGCUUGCUGAUCAGCUGAGGCAUUGCAAAGGUCUAGUGCAGCGUCUGCAGAGAAAGCUUGCGAAUCAGGGAGUGAAAAUCUCCAUCCCUGGGUUAGAAGGUGCGUCUGAGGGCCAGCUGAUUGGAGCAGAGGCUGAAAAAGGUCUUUUGCGUCUGCUCUCAGUUCUCUGUGGACUGGAACUCAAUGGAAACCUGCGCUCAGAGCUGGAACAGACGGUGCAGAAGGAGAGAGACUGUCUCCUGCAAGACCCGCUGCUCAACGGCCUGCUGCACUCCCAGGCCUUACGCCACUGCUUGGACACUGCGCUUGAAAACAGCACUCCUGGAAAACUCAAAGUCCUGGAGGCUCUUGCAGGAGAUGGCCGUGUGUUUUCUCAGGCUUUCGGCCUCCUCAAUAUCCAGCCGAUGUUGCGUCUCGACUACACUGCUUCGGACGUCUCCGCUGAUCAGCUUUCUGCUCACCAGAGCUCCCUGGAGGAGCAGGGCAUCUCAACUGCUCAGUGGGACCCUCUUCAGGGGCCAGUAACAGGCGGACUGGACGGAGUCGAUCUGGUUGUGUGCAACUGUGCAGUUAGACCGACAACCAAUCCAGCAUUUCUGAUUGAGAAUCUGACCUCUGCUGUAAGGGAAGGUGGAUUUAUUUUACUCCACACUUUACUCCGAGGAGACACUCUGGGGGAGAUGGUAGCCUUCCUCACAUCUCAAAACAGCAGGGAGGGUUUGUUGACUCAGACUGAAUGGGAGGAGCUUUUCCAGAAGGCCUCUUUAAAUGUGGUCAUGCUGAGAAAAUCCUACUAUGGCUCUGCUCUCUUCCUCUGCCGCCGCAACCAACAAUCCUCUCAAAAACAGCCCAUACAUAUUUUCGUGGACACUACUGACUACAAAUGGGUUGAAACUUUAAAGAGCACUUUAGCUGAGCCAUCUGAUAUCCCAGUUUGGCUCAUUGCCACCAAGGGCCAUAAUGGAGUGGUGGGAAUGGUGAACUGCCUCAGACAGGAGCCUGGAGGCAACCGUAUACGGUGUACAUUUGUUUCUAAUCUAGGUAAGGGUGCUGCCGUUCCCUCCCUUCUUCCUAACGAGAAGGUCAUGAAGGCAUUAUUAAAGAAGGAUCUGGUUAUGAAUGUGCACCGGGAUGGACUCUGGGGCCUUUUUAGACACCAGUUGUUAACACAAGAUCUCAGCGAGGAAUUGACAGAGCAGGCUUACGUGAACGUCCUGACUCGUGGUGACCUCUCAUCUCUGCGCUGGAUCGCUUCCCCACUGCGUCAUUUUGUUGCUUCCAGUCCCAAUGUGCAGCUCUGCCGGGUUUACUACUCCUCUCUUAACUUCAGAGACAUCAUGCUGGCCACUGGCAAACUGCCUCCAGAUGCCAUCCCUGGAGACAUAGCGCUGCAGCAGUGCAUGCUGGGAAUGGAGUUUUCAGGGCGAGACCCCAGUGGGCGACGCGUAAUGGGUUUGCUGCCAGCUAAAGGCCUUGCCACCUGUGUAGAUGCAGACAAACGCUUCCUUUGGGAUGUUCCAUCCAGCUGGACGUUGGAGCAGGCUGCCUCUGUGCCAGUGGUGUAUGCCACCGCAUAUUAUUCCCUGGUGGUGCGAGGCCGACUGAGGCCUGGAGAAAGUGUGUUGAUCCAUUCAGGCUCUGGAGGAGUGGGACAGGCCGCUAUUGCUAUUGCACUUAGUAUGCGCUGUCGAGUCUUCACAACUGUGGGCUCUAAAGAGAAGAAGCAGUACCUGCAGGAAAGAUUCCUACAACUUAAAGCUGAAUCCUUUGCCAACUCUAGAGAUUCUUCAUUUGAGCAGCACGUAAUGCUUCACACUCAGGGCAAAGGAGUCGACUUGGUACUAAACUCUCUUGCUGAAGAAAAGCUGCAGGCCAGCUUACGUUGUUUGGCCAGACAUGGUCGCUUUCUGGAGAUUGGCAAAUAUGACCUAUCCAACAACACACCACUAGGUAUGGCUCUUUUCCUGAAGAACGUGGCUUUCCAUGGCAUCCUGCUUGAUGCUUUAUUUGAAGAAGGGAACAGGGAAUGGGAAGAGGUGUCUGAUCUGCUGAAGAAGGGAAUCUCCAGUGGAGUUGUUCAGCCAUUGCGUACCACAGUCUUUGAGAGAAACCAAGUGGAGGAAGCUUUUCGCUACAUGGCUCAAGGCAAACACAUCGGAAAAGUGCUGCUACAGGUGCGUUCAGAGGAGUCGAGCAGCUCUGUUCCUGGAGCCUCUGCCCUCUCUAUCCCAGCAAUCUGCCGAACUUUCUGUCCUGCUUCUCUCUCGUACAUCAUCACUGGAGGCCUGGGUGGCUUCGGGCUGGAACUAGCCCAGUGGCUCACUGAGAGAGGAGCUCGCAAACUGGUGCUGACGUCACGGUCUGGCAUCCGCAAUGGUUAUCAGGCCAAGCGUGUUCGUGAGUGGCAGGCCAUGGGAAUCCAGGUCCUUGUGUCCACCAGUGAUGUCAGCACCCUGGAAGGCACAGAACGGCUCAUCACUGAGGCCUGCCGAUUGGGUCCAGUCGGCGGCAUCUUCCACCUGGCCAUGGUCCUUAAAGAUGGCAUGCUGGAGAAUCUGACCCCACAGGAGUUCAUUGAAGUCAACAGACCGAAAUAUGAUGGAACCAUCAAUCUUGACAGCGUGACUAGGCAGAAGUGCCCGCAGCUCCAGCAGUUUGUGGUGUUUUCCUCUGUCAGCUGUGGUCGUGGUAAUGCCGGCCAAAGCAACUAUGGCUUCGCCAACUCCACCAUGGAACGAAUCUGUGAACAGCGCCGCCAAGAAAACCUGCCAGGCCUGGCUGUACAAUGGGGUGCCAUUGGAGACGUGGGUGUCGUUCUGGAGACCAUGGGUGGCAAUGACGCUGUGAUAGGUGGCACGCUGCCCCAGCGCAUGUCUUCCUGUUUGGAAGUGCUGGAUCGCUUCCUGUGCCAGCAGAGGCCUGUGAUGUCCAGCUUCGUGUUGGCAGAGAGAGUGGUUGUUGCUAAAGGAGAAGGAAGUGGACAGAGGGACCUGGUGGAGGCUGUGGCUCAUAUUCUGGGUGUGCGUGAUGUGAACAUUCUGAAUGCUGACGCCUCAUUGGCUGAUCUGGGUCUGGAUUCACUGAUGGGUGUUGAGGUCCGGCAGACGCUGGAGAGGGACUACGAUAUCGUCAUGGCAAUGAGGGAAAUCCGACAGCUGACCAUUAACAAGCUGCGGGAACUUUCCAAGCAAUCAGGAGGGAAGGAGGAGUCUCCUGUGAAGCGUCCUGUUGCUCAGGCUCUGCUGGAGUCGGAUCUGAGUCGGAUGCUGGUGAACCCAGACGGCCCCACGGUGGCCCCUCUGAAUGAGGUCCAGAGUGCAGAGAGGCCUUUGUUCCUGGUUCACCCCAUUGAGGGCUCCAUUGCCGCCUUCCGCACCCUCACCGCCAAGCUGAGUGUGCCGUGCUAUGGACUUCAGUGCACUAAAGCUGCUCCUCUAGACAGUAUCCAGAGUCUUGCUGCGUACUAUGUGGAGUGUGUGAGGCAGGUUCAGCCAGAGGGCCCGUACCGCAUCGCUGGAUACUCGUUCGGUGCGUGUGUGGCGUUUGAGAUGUGCUCACAGCUGCAGGCGGCCAAAUGCCCCAUCGAGUAUCUGUUUCUGUUCGACGGCUCGCACUCUUAUGUGGCAGCAUAUACACAGAGUUACAGAGCCAAACUGACCCCUGGCAAAGAGUCUGAAGCAGAGACUGAAGCUCUCUGUGCUUUCAUCCAACAGUUCACUGGUAUUGAGUAUAACAAGCUGUUGGAGACAUUGCUUCCUCUGUCUGACCUGGAGGCUCGUGUGAACAAGGCUGUGGAUCUGAUCACAUCCAGCCAUAAGAACGUCAGUCGAGAUAUGCUCCAUUUUGCUGCUUCUACAUUUUACCACAAACUCAAGGCUGCUGACCGCUACGUUCCCACUUCCAAAUAUCACGGCAAUGUCACCCUGCUGAGAGCCAAAGCCAGCAGCGAAUACGGAGAUGGUUUGGGAUCAGACUACAAACUGCACGAGGUGUGUGACGGGAAGGUGUCUGUUCAUGUGAUCGAAGGCGACCACCGGACCUUCCUGGAGGGAGAAGGCGUUGAGUCUAUUUCCGGCAUCAUCCACAGCUCACUGUCUGAACCCAGAGUCAGCACACGAGAGGGUUAAACCUUCACACAAAACCUCUUUUACUUUAUUUCUUCACCAUAUUACUGUAGCUUUCACCUUUCACAAAGCACUGUCGCUGCGUGUUUAACCAUUCCCCAUCUCUUCAUAACUCUCACCCACAAAAUAGCCUUAUAAAAACUUAUUUUUUCACUAUUUUAGAUGCUUGGCACACUUUUUUUCCUCACUUAAAUGGUUUCAUUCCAUGCUGGGAACAAAAACACAUCUGUUUGUUUGCUUUUUAAGGGAUAGUUCACCCAAAAAUGACAUAUUUGAGGUGACAUAUUUUCAAACAGUGUAAGAUAUUGUAGAGUUGACUGCUACAGUAUUUGUUUUACAACUAUGGAUACCAAUAGCUUACAUACAUCAAAAUAUCUUCUUUUGUUUUGACUAAAUAGUGAGUAAAGUUCAUUUUUGGGUGAAUUUGUCUAUUUAAAAAAAACUGUGAAAUCUUUAAACUUCGCUGAUUUCUGGCAUGUGGGUGAAUUGAAUACCAUCACUGACUCUCGUCUAACCUCUUGAAGUCUGCUAAAGGUUGUGUGUGUUCAUCUUCAUUCAGUUUUUUUUCCAUUUCCAACCUAAUGAUGCGGACUACAAUUCAAGGCUUUACUGUAUACAAAUCCACAUGUUAGCCGUUGGAAAUCUAGUUUUGCACAUGGCUGAGAUUGCUGUUUACCAAUGUUUGAGCCGUUACUGACGCUUCAGCAGUUCUAGUUGAUACUAGCUUCACUUGUUUACUGUAAUAUAGCGGUUUGGCUUGUUUUUGAAUAUUCGCCAGGUUCUCUUGAUGUUGAGCAUCUAAAAAAUGGUGCGUUUGAAGAGAAAGUGUAUAUGAUAAUAUUCUUGGAUGAAAUGAGCGUUAAAAGGGAUAGUUCACCAAAAAAUGAACAUUCUGCCAUCAUUCACUCUAAACCUGUUUGAUUAUCUGUCUUCGAUUGAACACAAAUGAAAUUAAAUUCACGCUCGAACGUGAGUAAAUGCUGAGGACAUUUAGAUUUUUAAGUGAACUUCCCCUUUAAGAGACUUGUUAAUGUUUACGUUUAAGUUAUGGGUUAAUUUUGGAACGUUGUUACUUUAAAACGAUGUUAUCUGUGGAAGCCCGUUCCAGCCACCUGAAUAAAAAAUAAAUAAAUAAAUAAGUGCAAUGUAAAAAACAAUAUAAAUUAAGAAUUCUGAGUUAAAAAGAUGCAAUUCUGAGUUAAGUCAGGAUUGCGAGUUAAGUCAGAAUUCCGAGCUAUUAAGUCAGAAUUGCGAGUUACAAAGGAGUUUCCUGUUAUGGCGACUAACCUUCUUUAGGUUCUUUGCUUGUGAUCUGGUAUGGAUUCGCAGCCCAGGUUCUGCAAUUCCGCAAACUUAAUAACUCCGACUUUAUAACUCAGAAUUUUGACUUAAUAUCUCAGAAUUGCGACUUAACUCCAAAUUCUGACUUAAUUACUCGGAAUUCUGACUUAAUAACUCCAAAUUGUGAUUUUUAUUGCUCAGAAUUCUGACUUUAUAAUUUUUUUUUUAAUUCAGUGGCAGAAACGGCCUUCCAUAGUUAUCUCACUGUUGCACAGGCUAAAAGCAAUUAAAGCACUAAUGUGAAAUGCUUGGCAAUCCCGGGUGAAACGUUAGCUUCCCUACUUAAUCGUUUACCAAUAACUGGAGUAUUAAUCUUGUGUUUAUGUUUCUCGUCCUCUUUUGAGGAUUGUACCAACAUUCCUUAUUCCUGCUGUAUAUGUUCUGGUAUUAAUUGGCUGCUUAAAUAUUUCAUACAGUAUGUAAGUUGUAACAAAUUCUUCUGUAAGUUCAUAGCGCAAAAUCACUUGUUUUAUCUUAAAUCUUGUCAGAAGGAAGUGUCGUUUGGUGUAGGAGCGCACUAUAGGACGUACGAGUAAUUUCCUAACAGUGACAUGAUUGAGUUUCUGUCACAACAGGAAAUUAUCCCUUAUUUUAGAAAGCGAAUCACUUUAUUUCUGAGACUAAUUAUUGAAGUCGGUGACGAACUGUGAUUUCUUUCAAUGUUUAGAGCAAAGCUGUAAGAGCUGGAGUUCAUUUUUCUAUUUUUUUGGUGUCAUUUUCCCCUGUAUUUAUUAUACUAGUUCAAAUAAAUAAAAAGCUAUUACUAACAUAUA